Messenger RNA from Elephantulus edwardii (Cape elephant shrew), 2101 nucleotides. It is a transcript of the gene HOXC6, whose product is annotated as homeobox C6. Gene Ontology annotation, cellular component: nucleus. Gene Ontology annotation, molecular function: DNA-binding transcription factor activity, RNA polymerase II-specific; RNA polymerase II cis-regulatory region sequence-specific DNA binding. The record is from RefSeq and is a predicted model, not a curated record. NCBI's taxonomy places the organism in Eukaryota, Metazoa, Chordata, Mammalia, Macroscelidea, Macroscelididae. Gene Ontology annotation, biological process: anterior/posterior pattern specification; regulation of transcription by RNA polymerase II. The coding region runs from base 762 to 1223 and encodes 153 amino acids. The transcript has 3 exons.
AACUUUUUAUUGUGGUUUGUCCGUUCGGAGCGCUCCGCAGAACAGUCCUCCCUGUAAGAGCCUUACCAUUGCCAGGGAAACCUGCUCUGGGUGCUCCUUUCGUUACUAGUAUUUUUUUUAAUUAAUCUGAUUAAUAAUUAUUUUCUCCCCUCAUUUGAUUUUUUCCCCCUCCCAGGUGGAGUUGCCGGAAGCUGGGCACAUCUAGGUAGGGUGGGGUGGGGGUGGGGGUGAGGCAGGCGUGGAGGGCAGGUCUCUCUCCCUUGCCGACCCUCUAGCCCCCCAAGGGGCAGGAGGAAUGCGGGAACUGGAGUUGAGAUAGGGAGCUGCAAUGCUUCUGCCCCUCCCCUCUCCCAGGCCCUCAUGCCUGCCCCCUUCCUGCAACUCUAUUUUAUUUUGGCUUUUUGAUGAUUAGGACUAUUUUUUUUUUAUUUUAAAAUUGAUAGAAAGUUUUUAAGUGUGUAUGGAGCUGAAACAGGCUCAGCCGCGGCACAGAAUGAGGGAAGACGAGAGAGAGUGGGAGAGAAAGGCAGAGAGAGGGAGAGGGAGAGGGAGAAUGACAGCAGCGCCGGGACGUCCUCCCCAACGUCGCCCUCAAUUCUACCGCCUAUGAUCCAGUGAGGCACUUCUCGACCUAUGGAGCGGCUGUUGCCCAGAACCGGAUCUACUCGACUCCCUUUUAUUCGCCACAGGAGAAUGUCGUGUUCAGUUCCAGCCGGGCCCCGUAUGACUAUGGAUCUAAUUCCUUUUACCAGGAGAAAGACAUGCUCUCAAACUGCAGACAAAACAACUUAGGACAUAAUACACAGACCUCAAUCGCUCAGGAUUUUAGUUCUGAGCAGGGCAGGACUGCGCCCCAGGACCAGAAAGCCAGUAUCCAGAUUUACCCCUGGAUGCAGCGAAUGAAUUCGCACAGUGGGGUCGGCUACGGAGCGGACCGGAGGCGCGGCCGCCAGAUCUAUUCGCGGUACCAGACCCUGGAACUGGAGAAGGAAUUCCACUUCAACCGCUACCUAACGCGGCGCCGGCGCAUCGAGAUCGCUAACGCUCUCUGCCUGACCGAGCGACAGAUCAAAAUCUGGUUCCAGAACCGCCGGAUGAAGUGGAAAAAGGAAUCGAAUCUCACGUCCACGCUCUCAGGGGGCGGCGGAGGGGCCGCGGCCGAUAGCCUGGGUGGAAAGGAGGAAAAGCGGGAAGAGACAGAAGAAGAGAAGCAGAAAGAGUGACCAGGACUGUCCCCUGCCAUCCCUCUCUGUCUUUCUUCCUCGCUCCCCCCAACUCUCUCCUUAUCACACACUCUGUAUUCAUCACUGGCACAAUUGAUGUGUUUUGACUCCUUCAAACAAAAUUAGGGAGUUAAACGUGGACCUGAAAGUCAGCUAUGGACCCCCUCCCUCACCGCACAAACUCCCUUUCGCCAUACGCCUCUUCCUUGAUCCCUUGCUCGCUUGUUCUUGGCUUGUCUGCAGGCCCCUUCCCCCGCCCAGGCCUUGGGGACUCAGUUCCUGAACCUCGCUUCAGACUCCACUGAUAGUCCCUCUAAAUGAGGGCUUGGCUCCCCGCCCUCUGGGCGCCCCCCAGCCCCCGCCCCCCGCGCAGAAAGCCAGCUCUGGGACCCCGGGGCCUCUCUUCCGUGGCCUCAGGGCCCGGUCUGGCAGCUCUGGAGGGCGGGAGGCCCUAGGAGGGCGUGCCUGGGCCCCACUGCAACCCCCAGGGCCUCCCCACAGUCCCUGCCCGGCCCCUCUGCCCCAGCAAAAUGCCCAGCCCAGGCGAAUUGUAUUUAAAGAAUCCUGGGGGUCAUUAUGGCAUAUUACAAACUGUGACCGUUUCUGUGUGAAUAUUUUUAGCUGUAUUUGUGGUCUCUGUAUUUAUAUUUAUGUUUAGCACCGUCAGUGUUCCAAUCCCAUCUUAAAAUGAAAAGAGGGAAAAACUACAAAACGAGAGGAGAAAAAAAUGAUGACGUUUGUUUAGCCAGUAGAAGAAAAAAAUAAUAAAAAAAAAAACAACCACAAACCAAUCCCCUCGUGUUACCCUCCUGUAUACAUCCGACCUCUGGAUCCGUUCUUGAAUAUUUAAUAAAACUGAUAUUAUUUUUAAAGAUUUA